Carassius gibelio (silver crucian carp) is the source of this 1819-nucleotide messenger RNA. RefSeq names its product annexin A5. Gene Ontology annotation, biological process: negative regulation of coagulation. Gene Ontology annotation, cellular component: cytoplasm. The transcript is spliced from 13 exons. Bases 156 to 1109 code for a protein of 317 amino acids. The record is from RefSeq and is a predicted model, not a curated record. Gene Ontology annotation, molecular function: calcium-dependent phospholipid binding; calcium ion binding. NCBI's taxonomy places the organism in Eukaryota, Metazoa, Chordata, Actinopteri, Cypriniformes, Cyprinidae.
GGCUCAGGGUUUUUAUUUAUUCUAUUGGGCUCAACCCAUCGCAGUCGAGUUCAUUCCUCCUUCAUUCCUCAUUCGGUCUGCACUGACGUCAUCUGCUCCUAAACUAAAACUCUUCUUCGCUUCGGACUCUUUGAAGUAUUACGUGAAUCUCAAAGAUGGCUGGCAGAGGCACAGUGAAGGCCCAUGGUGGAUUCAAUGCUAACAAUGAUGCUGAAGUUCUCUACAAGGCCAUGAAAGGACUCGGCACCGAUGAGGAUGCUAUUCUCCAGCUGCUGACAGCACGCAGUAAUGCACAGCGCCAAGAAAUCAAGGCUGCAUUCAAAACCCUGCAUGGAAAUGAUUUGGUGGAUAAUCUGAAGUCAGAGCUGGGUGGGAAGUUUGAGAGUCUGAUAGUAGCUCUGAUGACUCCUCCCAUCAUGUAUGAUGUCACAUGUCUGCGGGAUGCUAUUAAGGGUGCAGGCACAGAUGAGAAAGUGCUGAUUGAGAUCUUGGCAUCAAGGUUACCUAAUCAAGUCAACGAGAUCAAAAGUUCAUACAAGCAAGAGCAUAAGGAUGAUCUGGAGGAAGAUGUGACUGGUGACACUGGAGGUCAUUUCAGGAGGAUGCUGGUUAUUUUGCUACAAGCCAGCAGACAGCAGAGUGUACAAGAGGACCUCAUCCAAAGCGAUGCCAAGGCUCUGCUUGCAGCAGGAGAACAGAAGUAUGGAACCGAUGAAGGCCAGUUCAUCACUAUACUGGGAAACCGUAGUAAUGCUCACCUUAGGAGAGUGUUUGAUGAGUAUAGAAAGCUCUCAGGGUAUGAAAUAGAGGAGAGCAUCCAAAGAGAGACAUCAGGAACCCUCCAAGAAAUACUGCUGGCCGUGGUGAAGUGUGCCCGAAGUGUGCCAGGUUAUUUUGCCGAGAGCCUUUACAAUGCCAUGAAGGGCUCAGGCACUGAUGACCAGACACUGAUCAGGAUCAUGGUUUCCCGCAGUGAGGUGGACAUGAUGGAUAUACGAGCUGAAUUCCGCAAGCGGUUUUCAACCUCUCUGCACAAGAUGAUUCAGGGUGAUACCUCAGGUGACUACCGUAAAGCCCUUCUCCUGCUGUGUGGCGGUGAUGAUGCAUAAACUCUCAGUGUGGGUCAGAUCCCAGGGAGAUGAACCCAAUUCAGGACCGAUUACAAAUACAUGACAUUCCAAAUCGAUAGAAGGAUCUCUUGUCCGGUUGUGAAGAUGCUAUGCAUGGCACAUAGAAUUUUUUAAUUCAAGUAAGCAAUAAACACAUUCUGGCAUUCAUAUUUCAUGAAAUGUGUAAUCGAUUUAGAUAGAAAAAAUAUUUUAGUAGAAACUAUAAAAAAACAAAGAACGGAGAACAAUAUAAUAAUCAUUCUCUGUUUGACUUGAUCUAUUACAGAAAAAAAGUCCUAAUCAUUUCUUUUUUAAGAUAUUUUUGUUAUAAACUCCGCUAAAUUAAAUAAAACCAAAGACUCAUUUGUACUCAGUAAAGCAAUAUUUUAAAAGCAUUCAUCAUUCAUCACUUUUUUUUUUAUUGUUUGUAUGGUUACUAACUUCCUUGACAUUUCAGUACAGCAAUAUAAUAUUCAAAUUCAUUAAUUGCAUUAUUCAAUAUAAUAUCACAUCCAGUCUCAUAACUGGCAUUAUUAGUAAGCUUGUUUCAAUGUGUGUGUUUACCCACAGCAAAUAAAGAUAAGCAAAAUGUUUGCCCUCUUUAAGGAUAUUAAUGCUUGUUAAAAGCUGAAGAAAAAGGUGCUACUACUAAAAUGUUCUAAUAUUUCAUUGCCAUGAUAUUCACAAUAAACUCAUGAAAUAAAAGCAAA